UGACAGGUUGGCGUCAUGGCAGCCAUCAUAGCGGAGUAGAAAUUGAGUAGAGCAACAUCAUGUACGUACGACUCGAGAUCGGCAAAUUGCUGGUGCUUUAUCGGGCACUAUGCGGAUUCAGAGGUCAUAAUGUAGAUAACUGGGUCUAAAGCUGUCAUUUCCAAUAUGGAGUUUGAAGAUACUAAACUCCACGAAGCUGUCCGCUACGGUGACACCAAUCUGGUGGAGAGCGCCCUAAAAGAGAACCUAGAUCCCAAUGCAAUUGGUCUGUACCAAUGGGGUCCGUUACAUGAAGCUGCUAGUAAUGGUGAUUUGGAGAUCUUAAGUCUCUUGCUCCAGUAUAAAGGAGACCCUAAUGCCAAAGAUCACCUGCACAGCUCCACACCAGUUCACUAUGCCUGCCGGGAGGGGCAUGUGGAAUGCCUGGAGGCAUUGCUGGAGAUGGGAGGUAGCUAUGACAUUACCAAUGGCGAUGGAGAGACGGGACUUGAUGUUGCUGUUGGCAAAUGCCGAGAGUUACUGGACAAGCAAAGGACAAAAGAUUUCAUCCGAGCUUCGGUCAAGGAGAAACUUGGGCAAAGUGAGAACGAGGACAAGGUCAUCAGGGAUGGGACGCCUGAGACAAAAGGCAAGGAUUCUGUCUCGGAGAAUGUCAAUGAACAUCGCUCCCCCACACCCUCUGUCAAAAGCAACCUACCAACUGCUUGGGAUACCAUUGAGGUCCAUGACAUGAACAUCAAGCAAGACAAAGAUGCAGGAACUGGUCUCCUUCAGUUGUCAUUUGAGUACAAUUCACACACAUCAAUCAUGAAAAUCCGUGUAUGGCAACUAGAGGACAUCCUGCUUCCACCAGCUGAAGUCGCAAGCAUCACACGCGUCAGCAUCCGAAGUCGCCUUCUUCCUGAUAAAAAGGGUGACACCAAACGAAAGACAGAGGAUGCAAAAAUAGAAGACUUGGAAAAGAUGAAGACUAGCAUUGUCAGUGUCAAACGUAAAACUGCAAGGGAGAGCUUCAAGGCAAUAUACCUACCUUGCACUUUCCGGUUCACCAAACCCCUUGAGUACAAGAAUGUUACUAAGGAGAUGGUGGAGAGUAAGACUGUUCACAUUGAUGUGAAUGUCAAGCAGAAGUACAGCAACAAGAGUUUUACUGUGGCAAAUUUACAGUUGCCACUGAAGGAAGCUGUACGUAAACUCCGGAAGAAGAGGUACGGCCUGCAUCCGUGUAUUAAUUAUACCAUGCCUGACAACAUCCAUUCCUAUGAUCCAAACGAUUUGAUCAUUGUCUCGGAGGGGAUGUACAGUAACAAGACUGUGAGUAACCCCAACCUGCGUGCAACCUCUAAGCAGAGCUUGAAGGUUGAGACAGAAAAUGAACGAGCAAGCAGCGACAUCAACCUACAGACUGUACGCUGCCACUCCGCUGAAAGCAUUCCAUCAGUUUCCUUAAGCAUACCAGAAGACGAACAGGAGGAGAAUGAGGCUUUACAGGCCAUUGCAGUCAUGGAUGACUCUCCACGGUCAUCCCGCCUCAGUCACAGCAAUCCUGAGAUUCAUAUUGUUGAAAUCCAUGAAAUGGACACCAUCCUACCAGGAGCAGCAAAGACAGACUUGACAGAGGUGAAGGUGGACUCUUCGUUGCGCAAAAUUAGCAGAAGCUCUCCAAACAUUCCUGUGCUCCAAGUUGAGGAUCUUGAGGCGGACUCCCCUCCAAAGAAACUGAACAGGCCAAUGUCUCCCCCCAAUAGGUUAGCAGUUCCUCCUAUCACAUAUAACAGACGACAUCAGCAAAGUUCAUCAAGAAUCAAGCGAGAGCUUCCUGACGUUGAGAAUGUCAAAAAGACACCAAACUCUAAGAGUGGCCAAGAACCUCCAAAACCAGGGAAGGCAGUUCCCUUAUCUGCCAUUCACAGUGAUCCAGCUUUGGAGGAGGUGGAUGAGAAAUGUAGAACUUUACAUCAUCCAACAGGAAGUCUGCACAUCAGUGAGCCUUCAAAGUCAGGUGUGGCUGGUAAGAAAGAGGCAGUAAAGGCCAGGAUAAGAGAAAAGAGGAACUUGAUGUCUAAAGAUGGACAGCAUCGUUUGUUGAAAACAUUCAGUGAAAAGGAAGGUAUUGACUCCCUAGCCUUUGAGCAUGAGGAAGCAAGUGGCACAAGACAUGUGGAAUAUGGAGAGAUUAGUGAGGUACCAACAAGUCCAGUGAAGCUAACUGCAUCCAAUUUCAGUUCAGCUCUUGGCCAAAAAACUGCCUCAGGGGAAGGGAAGUCAUCAAAACAAAGAUCAAAAGGGGGAGACAGAAGCUCAAGGUCGGUCCUCCCGAUGUCUGAGUUACCAUUGGCACCGAGUCAUUUACCUAAGUUAGAGACUGUUUCUGAAACGCGGUUUAGCCGUUUGACUCCCUCCAGUCAUUCAACGCCCAAGAAAUCAUCUCUGAGAGAUCCAACAAAGACACAGCAGAUCCCUAAGAGAUUAGAUUUGUCAACCUCUAGGACAUUAGAGACCAACCAAGAUGCAGUUUGUGCCCUGAACUUCCCGCAAUCUAUUACCCAUGGAAUUUUGCACACUGAAUUAAGAAGACCUACAUCUCCACCACAGCGGUUGUCUUCACCUGAAGAUUUGAACAAGUCACGCUCACCAAGUCCUGGAUCAGAGGCUAGGGUACACUUCUUAUCCGAAACUGAAAUCAUAGAGCCACACUAUAAGCAGACAUCCCCAGCUCGAAGAAUAAGAACUCCUGUCUCCGAAUCCGGGCAAAAAAGGUCCAAAACACCAGAUAGAGUUGAGAUUGAAAUGAGUCAUUUGCAACUCGAUACAACUUUCCAAAAGGAAACAACCACCCCAGAAUUUAAACUCCAAAUGUUCCAGCGGACUAGUAGAGAUCCCCACCCUGCUUUUGAUCACUUUAUCAGGGGCCAGGCUGCAGGAAGCAAACAGCAGUUGGAUUCUCAAGAGGAGGGAAUGGAUCCAUUCUUUGUGCCAGAAACCCCUACUGGAUCCCCAAUGGCCGGUGGCUCUUCUGGUCCAAGCCAACAGCCUAGAAGGCUUGUCAAAGGAAGCAUUCAAAGUGACAAGAGAACAGAAUUAAAACAGGGUGAGAUAAUGAGACCUGUUGAAAACCCAUCUAUCGUCAGAAUGAAGCAGAGCGUACUUUGACAUUACAUUCAGAUUGUUACACAUGCAGUGCAUGGACUGUAUUCUGCCUAACUGAACAAUUUACCCAAUCCCAGACCUUUUUACCAUUUUUCAAGAAGGCAAACCAAUAUGUGUACAUGUACAAUGUAUUUGUUUUGAGGAAGUCCAUGAGGAAGGUUUCAAGCCCUUUCCUGUCUCAUGAACUGUUAAAUUUGGCUGGUGUACACUUCAAUAAACAUGAAUGACUACAGUUGUCGAGGUGUAUAGAAAAUUCUACAUCAUUUCUGUCGGUGAUUUACGUAGGUUGCAAUAACUCCUUACAAUACUUGUACACGUAUACAGUACAUUUAUAAACAUUGAUAAUUAACAUAACAGUCCAUGCAUCGAAGCUACAAUGUACGGUAUACAUUGUAAUGAAAUAUCAUGCCCAUACAAUUUUAACGAAUCUUCCAUUUUAAUUUUGGAUUUGGCCUUUGCUCUUCCAUUAUAAUUUGUAAAGUGAAACACGUGUACAUUGCUGUAUACAUGUACAUGUAGGUGGAAUUUUUUAGUAUGUAAAUUUUUUUCAUAUAAAUAAUACUCAGGAAAGUUGUAGAACAGUGAACAAAACAGCUGUAAGUUGCUAAUUUAUUGUAUUUUAUACAUAAUAAUAAUAACUAUUCUUGUAAAAUGAUAGAGUUUUCAUUCUGCUGUACUAGAAUUUAUGCAGAACGAACAGGUGAUGUGUGUUUCUCUUUUGAAAAUUAUGUCGCACAAAAUGAUCCUCAAUCAUGUGCAAUACCUGGAACGUUACCGAGAAAGUCACCAUUUUCUAGACCAUCACAAUUUGUGCAAGUCAUAUGACACCUACCGGAGCAGAUGUUUCAUUAGGUGCCAAAAAGAAUACUUUCUUGAUUCGGACCUUGGAUGUGACUUUUGGUUAUCCUUGACACCGCCUCUCAUAUUUGCAUCCUUUUUACUUGUGACAUCUUAAGUCUUAAAAAGCAGUUUCCUACGCAUGUACACGCAGUAAAAUUUAUUAUUUAGAAAUAUAGAUACAUAUUUAAAACUUCAGAGUUUUUGCUAAAUUAUGCGAUAACUGAUUGCAGAGUUCUAGAGGUUAGUUACAUAUCAUGAAAAUAUAUCCUUAGCACAUUAAUUUUGUCAUGGGUGUCUGUUAUAACAAAUGACUACUUAAAGAUCCAACUGACAUUUUGUGGUAAUGCACUUUUCAUUUACAAAUUGACUUCUUUUUGCUUUAACUCUAAUAUCUCAUUUCAGUUUUCUUCUUUAUACUUAGUGAUACAUGUAUUUUCUACAGUUUUCCGUCCUUAUUGAAGUGUCGUUUGUGCAAAUAAAGUUACACGUAUAUUGAUCCGUCCUUUUAAUUAUAUUAAAAGAAGUAUUUACAUUUGAUGUUCCUGGCAACUGAAAUAGUUUUGACUGAUCUUCAAAGGUAUGAACAAGGGAAAAACCGCCUAAAAUUUUCAACACGGUUGUCUAUUAAACAGUACAUUUGUACAUGUAUCAGUUGACUAAAGUGCAAGUUUCUUUAGAAGAGAGUUAAUGCGGUUCCCGUUCUUCCUUGUUAAUGCGGAGUUAAUUUCAAAUGCAUUAACAUGUAAAUGUGAAAUUGAAUUGUGUUUUGGGAACAGUUUUACAAAAUAUUAAACCAUUUACAGCACCCUGCAAUGCGA
Molecule: messenger RNA, 4808 nt
Organism: Acanthaster planci (crown-of-thorns starfish)
Lineage: Eukaryota; Metazoa; Echinodermata; Asteroidea; Valvatida; Acanthasteridae
Molecular function (GO): protein binding
Source: RefSeq, a predicted model, not a curated record